AUGUCUUUACAAUCUCUAUAUUCAGGAAAUAGUGGCAACGCGACCGCAAAUGGCCAUCAUAUAAAUGUAAAUGGAACAGCUGCUCCUCCACCACGUCCACCUCAACGAAAUCAAAGAAGGAGGAGGAGAUUCGGAGAAGAGCCUCAAAACAAUGAGGAUGCAAGUCAGCUACAAUUCGGUCCAGCUCAAUCGUCUCUAGAUUUUGCAGCUGCAGAGCAUCUCACAAUCACCGAAGCUGCAUUGAUCCUAUCACCACGAAAGAUGGCCGUCAAUCAGGCUGAUACAAGCGGAAACGAUGUAUUAAGGAAAACAAUCGAAUUUUGUGAUCAGUUUGGACUAUCCUCUGCUCACGAACAAGUCGUCACAACUCGAGAAAUUAUAAAUAACACUGUACAGAAGCUGGACAAGUUUGAAGUCGCAAAAUUCUUAGAUUUGCAACCUGAUGAUGUUGACCAAGUCAAAACUCUCAUACCGAGCAUGGGUCGACUGACGGAAGAAGACUUGGUCAAUCUAGUCACCCUCAGUGUGGGAUUACGGCAGGAAUUAUUGGUUGAUGAAACAGAUGAAAUGGACCUGCAGUAA
Synchytrium microbalum is the source of this 582-nucleotide messenger RNA. RefSeq lists its product as uncharacterized. Gene Ontology annotation, molecular function: nucleotide binding; translation initiation factor binding. The transcript is spliced from 3 exons. Bases 1 to 582 code for a protein of 193 amino acids. Lineage: Eukaryota; Fungi; Chytridiomycota; Chytridiomycetes; Synchytriales; Synchytriaceae. Gene Ontology annotation, cellular component: P-body; RNA polymerase II, core complex. The record is from RefSeq and is a predicted model, not a curated record. Gene Ontology annotation, biological process: transcription initiation at RNA polymerase II promoter; nuclear-transcribed mRNA catabolic process, deadenylation-dependent decay; positive regulation of translational initiation.